AAAAUUACCUUCUGAGCACUCCUUUUACACGCCGCACAUCGUCCGAAAAUGUCAUCUUCAAUACCAGCUGAGAAGCCGAAACAGCCAAAGCUCGAUGUCGAGGAAUACCUUACUAGUGCACUCUCUGCAACCCCGGCAGAACUACACCCAUUCUUUGAGUCUUUCCGAGAUUUGCACUCAAGAAAGCUAUGGCAUCAGCUCACGGGCAAGCUCGCCCAAUUCUUCGACCACCCACUCUCGCAGCCUUACCGAGUAGAUGUCUUCGACCGAUUCGUCAGGGAUUUCGAGUCGCGGCUAAACGCGCUCCGCUUUGUGGAGAUGGGGGUGAAGGUGUCAAGAGAUAUUGACAACCCUGCCCAGCACAUCGCCUUCCUGACCGACCUCCUCUCUCGAAUCGACACCGACGCCUCGCCUGAGGCUCAUGUCCUUCUCCUCGCCACACUCGCCCACGCCAAACUAUCCUACGGUGAUAUUGAGGGAACCAAAACCGACAUCGAUGCUGCCUGGAAGAUUCUUGAUGAACUAUCAGGUGUGGAGAAUAGCGUGAAUGCGGCGUAUUACAGUGUGGCGGCGGAUUACUACAAGGCAAGCCUCUACUUGACGGCAAAAGCAGAAUAUGCGCCGUACUACCGCAACUCCCUGCUCUACCUCGCAUGCGUUGACAUACAAGCGGAUAUGUCGGCGGAGGAGCGUCUUCUGCGUGCACACGAUCUUGGGAUCUCAGCAUUCCUUGGGGACACGAUCUACAACUUUGGAGAGUUGCUGAUGCACCCGAUUUUGGACGCGCUGGACGGGACGCCGCAUGAGUGGAUCAAGAGGCUGCUGUUCACGUUCAACGAGGGGAACAUCGGCAAGUUUGAGGCGUUGGCACCGUUGUUCCCUAAGGAGCCGAUCCUGCAAGAGAACUACCCGUUCCUGAGGCAGAAGAUCUGUCUGAUGGCGCUCAUCGAGUCCGUGUUCAGGAGGGACGCGUAUGAUAGGACGAUGAGCUUCCAGACGAUCGCGGAGGAGACGAGGCUGCCGUUGGACGAGGUCGAGCAUUUGAUUAUGAAGGCUUUGAGCUUAAAACUCAUCCGCGGCUCCAUCGACCAAGUCGACUCCAAAGCGACAAUCAGCUGGGUCCAGCCGCGCGUGUUAUCGAGGGAACAGAUCGGCUUGCUGGCGAAGAGGCUGCAGGUUUGGAAUGAGAAGUUGCAUGGGGUGGAGGAGAGGAUCGCGCCGGAGUUGUUGGUUGGUGCGUAAGGGGGGUAUGUUGUAAUUGGAGUGGACUAGUGGACUAGAAGGAGCAGAAGAGGGAGGAGGCGGAGGAGGGGGGUGGUGGAGGAUUGAAUUGGUGGGUGGGUGGAUGAGUAAGGUGGCGGUGGCGAUAAAGAGACGGGAAAAGGGCGAGAUGUCAGAUGUGUAUUACCGUAAGGUUUGGACGUGAACGAACGAUGGGCGUUGGACAGUGGAGGAUUGGCGUUCUUUCUUGCAGAUUUGUGUGGACCGUGAUCGCGUACGGUCGGACUGUGUUCAGGAAUUAGAAUGGGUAUGUAUGGCAGGUCGCGCUCACGGUCAUAUAACUUUGGGUUUGGGUUUGGAAGCAGAAGCAGCUUUGCUUGACAUAGAUUCCAGCCUGAGAGUGCUCGUAUGUAUUUUCUUUACUUGACCUUGGUUGGUCGGUUGAGUGGUUUAAGAUAACUCAGU
Stereum hirsutum FP-91666 SS1 is the source of this 1686-nucleotide messenger RNA. RefSeq lists its product as uncharacterized. Lineage: Eukaryota; Fungi; Basidiomycota; Agaricomycetes; Russulales; Stereaceae. The record is from RefSeq and is a predicted model, not a curated record. Gene Ontology annotation, molecular function: structural molecule activity. Gene Ontology annotation, biological process: ubiquitin-dependent protein catabolic process. The transcript has 7 exons. Gene Ontology annotation, cellular component: cytosol; nucleus; proteasome regulatory particle, lid subcomplex. The coding region runs from base 49 to 1242 and encodes 397 amino acids.